Molecule: messenger RNA, 1035 nt
Organism: Myripristis murdjan (pinecone soldierfish)
Lineage: Eukaryota; Metazoa; Chordata; Actinopteri; Holocentriformes; Holocentridae
Product: lathosterol oxidase-like
Exons: 4
Coding region: 1-609 (202 amino acids)
Biological process (GO): lipid biosynthetic process
Molecular function (GO): iron ion binding; oxidoreductase activity
Source: RefSeq, a predicted model, not a curated record
AUGUGGCCCAGUCUGAACAGAAACCAGGUGCGAAGAGAGAUCAAACUGGGAACCGUCUCCAUCUUCUGGGUGAGCUUCCCCACGGUGGCCUUGUUCUUCCCUGAGAUCAGAGGAUACAGCAAACUUCAUGACAACGUCGGAGAGUCUGCCUCGGGUGAGAGAACAGCCAUCAACUUUAAAAACCCACCUUCACACUUGCAUAAGCAGCAUCAUAUAUUUAAGAUCCCCACGCCGUUCACCAGCCACGCCUUCCACCCAGUCGAUGGUUUUCUGCAGAGUCUACCCUACCACGUCUACCCUUUCCUCUUCCCCCUGCACAAGGUAGUGUACCUCUCCCUCUUCGUCUUCGUCAACAUCUGGACCAUUUCCAUACAUGACGGGGAUUUCCGCCUCCCUGGCCCCCUGGUCCAGGUGAUCAACGGCGCCGCCCACCACGUGGACCAUCACCUCUUCUUUAACUACAACUACGGUCAAUACUUCACGCUGUGGGACCGUCUGGGCGGCUCGUACCGACAGCCGUCAGCCCUGCUGGGGAAGGGGCCGCACGACCUCGUCCGCAAGCUGACGUCUGAGGCAGCAGAGAGUGAUUUGAAACAUUUUGAAACUUGAAAAUAAUAUUUCAGCACCUUAAAACAGUAGAUGGAUCAUUUUUAUUGGAUUCUUUUAUUGGUUUGAUGGAACUGUUUACCAUUUAUUUGAAUGUUUGCCCAUUUAUGACCCAGAAGAGAACUUGGUUCUUUCUUCUAGGCUGGCUGGGGUUGAUGUGAGGAUUAUAGACUUGACUCUUUCCAGAAAGGCUGGAUUUUGUUUUGGGCCUACUCUCAUUUCAUUCAAUUAAUUUUUUUUCUCCCAAGUCAAAAAUGUGACAUAUGCCAAAUGAACUAGACUGAGAUCACUGACGCCAAGCCAGCAGUCCACCAUCUGACUUUUGUAACCACAUGGCCCUUUUUCUUCUACCACCAUCAGGCCAACAUGACAACUCCAUUAGUUUUCAUUCAACUUUUUCAAAUUUGCUGUGUAAGGACAGAGUCUCAU